CGCCGCGCCGUCCCCUCGCCUCCGCCGCCGAAUCCGAGACUCCGAUCUCGGGUUCGACGCAGCGCACCAAAGCAACCCCGGCGACCGGCCCGAUCAACUCUCCUCUCCGCGCGUCAGUCAUGGCGGAAAUGGCACCUGAGGGUUCCAAGUUCGAUGCUAAGCACUAUGAUUCUAAAAUGCAGGAGCUGCUGAGCACUGGUGAGACUGAGGAAUUCUUCACCUCAAAUGAUGAGGUUGAACUUGCAAAAAUGUUGUUGAAUGAGGGCCAGAUGCACCUGUUUGAGCACUGGCCAGAACCAGGUGUUGAUGAUGACAAGAAAAGAGGCUUCUUUGAUCAGGUUCGUCGACUUAAUUCAAGCUAUCCUGGAGGGCUGGUAUCGUACAUCCAGAAUGCCAAAAAACUUUUGGCACAUUCAAAAGCAGGCAAAAACCCAUACGAUGGUUUUACUCCUUCUGGAUAA
This is a messenger RNA of Setaria italica (foxtail millet), 461 nucleotides long. RefSeq names its product UDP-sugar pyrophosphorylase-like. Lineage: Eukaryota; Viridiplantae; Streptophyta; Magnoliopsida; Poales; Poaceae. The record is from RefSeq and is a predicted model, not a curated record. Bases 120 to 461 code for a protein of 113 amino acids. The transcript is spliced from 6 exons.